AUGCAGCGGGCGCUGGCGGCGUGGCUGGCCCUCGGCCUGCUGGCCGGCACGGGGGCACAGGAGAUGUGCGGGGACCCCCCAACACGCUCCAUCCCUGCCCCCCGGCUCAGCCCCGAGGAGCGGCUCUCCCCACACAUGCCCGAGGCCCUGCGCUGCGACGCCUGCCACGCCAUCGCCUUCCAGAUCGAGGAGCAGCUGCGCAGGGCGGAGGGGAAGGCGGGCAGGAAGGCGCUGAGCGAGUCCGACUACGUGGAGGUGCUGGAGAGGAGCUGCUCGCAGGGCUGGGAGAGCUAUGGGGUGCAGGAGGUGGACGGGGAGAAGCGUCUGUCGGGGCCGGGGCUGCUGAGACAGGAGUCCAUGACCGUGAUGGUGACGGGGGGACCUUGGCCGAGCAGGCUGUCCAAGAUGUGCCACGGCUACGUGGGCGAGCAGGGGGAGGCGCAGAUCUACGGGGCGCACCGGCGGGGCCCGGCCGCCCUGCGGGAGCUGCUGUGCCACGGGGAGAAGGGGGCCUGCGCCGGCGGCAAAGCCGGGGGGCCGGCUCCCCCCAAGGCCCUGCAGAACGAGCUGUAGCCCCGACGCGGUUAAUGCUUAAUGCCCCGGUGACCUUCGGAGCCGACUUCGUCCCCAGCCACAGCCCGCACGUGCUGGGAGGUGGGCACCUUCCCGGCGUCACCGGAGUCGCCGCUGUCCCUCGACGCCCAGCCCGGCCGUGGCGGGACGAUGCUGGUGGCACCGCGUCGCCGGACCCCCCUCUCCAGCUGGGAAUUGCUCUGUGACCCCCCCGCCCCCGGGCUCUAAUGUUUGACCAAGGCGGUGCUCGCCGGAGGCAGCGCCCCGGCCCCCCCGGCGGUGC
Molecule: messenger RNA, 856 nt
Organism: Calidris pugnax (ruff)
Lineage: Eukaryota; Metazoa; Chordata; Aves; Charadriiformes; Scolopacidae
Product: marginal zone B- and B1-cell-specific protein-like
Exons: 4
Coding region: 1-573 (190 amino acids)
Biological process (GO): regulation of B cell proliferation
Cellular component (GO): extracellular region; endoplasmic reticulum chaperone complex
Source: RefSeq, a predicted model, not a curated record